AUGGCAUCCGAUUCGGUCUCCGAUGCCGACACUGAUGGGUUCAAGCUGUAUCUUUACAAGCCCUCGCUGCCAGCGGCAAUUUUAUUUACCGUUCUUUUCGGUCUCGUUACCGCUCGCCACUUCCAGCUUGUUUUCAAAAUGAAGACAUGGUCGUUUAUUCCCUUCUGUAUAGGAUGCGUUUUGGAAACAGUUGGAUAUGGUGCCCGCGCAUACUCGGCAACGCAAACUCCCGACUGGGAUCUUAUGCCUUAUAUCUUGCAGAGCGUGUUUAUCCUCCUCGGACCUGCAUUUUAUGCAGCUUCGAUUUACAUGGCAUUGGGCCGGCUCAUACGUUUCCUUGAAGGACAGCAUCACUCAGUGAUCAGGGUGGGCCUGCUUACCAAGAUAUUCUUGAUGGGAGACAUUUUCUCGUUUUUCGGACAAGGUGGAGGUGGCGGGCUCCUCGCUAGCGCCAGCGACAAAGGAAGCCAGGAUCUCGGCAACACAAUCAUUAUCGUCGGUCUCGCGAUUCAGGUCAUAUUCUUCGGGGGAUUCAUGGUUGUCACAGCAAUCUUUCACAUGCGCAUACUACGUCGCCCGACCAGCAGGUCCCUGAGCACCGGUGCUCCAUGGCAGGCAUUCAUGGCCGUACUCUACUUUACCAGUGCGCUCAUCAUGGUGCGAUCCGUUUUUCGGAUGAUAGAAUAUGCUCAAGGUCACACAGGCUCAUUGAUUUCUAAGGAGAUCUACGUCUAUACUCUUGAUGCUCUGCUUAUGAUUAUCGUCGCAGGCAUCUUUACAGUGCGCCACCCAAGUGCGAUCUUUACAUACCAGACGCUAUCGGAUCCCCUUGGCCAAGACCCAGGAAGUUUCGACAAUGUACCCAUGGUUGGUCGAAGACCAUAUGUGGCGAAGCCAUAG
Messenger RNA from Fusarium oxysporum Fo47, 900 nucleotides. RefSeq names its product RTA1 like protein-domain-containing protein. NCBI's taxonomy places the organism in Eukaryota, Fungi, Ascomycota, Sordariomycetes, Hypocreales, Nectriaceae. The transcript is spliced from 3 exons. Gene Ontology annotation, cellular component: membrane. The record is from RefSeq and is a predicted model, not a curated record. The coding region runs from base 1 to 900 and encodes 299 amino acids.